Saccharomyces mikatae IFO 1815 is the source of this 1746-nucleotide messenger RNA. RefSeq names its product M20 family metallopeptidase. Gene Ontology annotation, molecular function: metallocarboxypeptidase activity. The transcript has a single exon. The record is from RefSeq and is a predicted model, not a curated record. The coding region runs from base 1 to 1746 and encodes 581 amino acids. Gene Ontology annotation, cellular component: fungal-type vacuole lumen. Lineage: Eukaryota; Fungi; Ascomycota; Saccharomycetes; Saccharomycetales; Saccharomycetaceae.
AUGACUGAGUCUCAUCACGCUCCUCUCCAAGAUGAGGUCCCUUCUUCAAGGCAACCAGCCUCUUCUGUCUAUUCUAAAUACAAAAAGUUUGUUUUGCCACUAUUUGGACUAUUGACAUUGUGUCUAGCUUAUACUAGCAGCGUUACUAAACCUGCCUCAAAUUCUGUUUUUAAAGGCCCUGUUUCUCUACAAUGUAAAAAACCUGAAUCUUAUCGCCCAUCGUUCAAUAAGUCCGUGAAUUUGAUCCUGAAUGAUGAGCAAUUUAAAAUAGACUCGAUAAAGAAGUUGUCUGGCGCCAUUCAAAUUCCUACAGAAAUUAACGACGUCAACCCUUCUCCAGACGAUGACCUAGAUUACUAUUCGGAGUUUUUCAAACUUCACAAGUAUUUUGAAGAAACUUUCCCCCUUAUUCAUUCUCAUCUGAAGGUAGAAAAAGUCAACAAAUUAGGUUUGAUAUAUACGUGGGAAGGUACUGAUCCGAGUUUGAAGCCAAUUCUAUUUAUGGCGCAUCAGGACGUGGUGCCUGUUAAUAGAGAAAUGUGGGAUUCUUGGGAGUAUCCACCAUUUUCAGGUCAUUAUGAAGCAGCAACGGAUUAUGUCUGGGGUCGUGGCUCCAAUGAUUGUAAGAAUUUAAUGCUUGCUGAAUUAGAAGGUAUAGAACAACUGCUUGCGGAUGGUUACCGGACGAAAAGAACUGUUAUAUUAUCAAUGGGGUUUGAUGAAGAAUCGAGCGGUUUAAUGGGGGCCAAUGCUUUAGCACCAUUUUUGCUAGAAAAAUACGGACCGGAUAGUAUGUUUUCGAUUAUUGAUGAAGGUGCUGGACUCCUAAGGCUGGAUAAGAAUCUAUACAUUGCAGCAGCUGUAAAUGCUGAGAAGGGCUACGUUGACGUUAAGAUAUCAGUUCAUGGCCAUGGGGGUCAUUCAUCGGUACAACCUGACCAUACUACCAUUGGUGUUGCAUCAGAAUUGAUAUAUAUGAUGGAGAACCACCCAUUUGAAUAUAAUUUCUCACUUGACAACCCCGUUUACGAUGUAUUACAAUGCGCUGCUGAACACUCUAGUUAUUUGCCGCCACACGUCAGAGAUGCAAUCUUAGAAGCGCCUGUAGAUGAGAACAAGAGAAAAGUUUUAACUGAAUUUGCAGCAUCUCACCCCUACAUACGUGAUUUGAUAAGAACAACUAGAGCUGUGGAUGUUAUUAACGGUGGUGUCAAGGCGAAUGCUUUGCCAGGAUUAACUAACUUUGUUGUUAAUCACAGAGUAGAUAUUCAUUCAUCCGUUAAUGAAACUGUAGAGAAUGAUUUGUACUGGGCUAAAGUCAUUGCCGAAAAGCAUGGCUACGGUUUGUCUUUCCAUGACGAAGUGAUUAUCCCAGAAACUAAGCUUGGUCACAUUUCUUUAGCAUGUGAAAAGAUGCUAGAGCCAGCUCCAGUAUCGCCGAUCUCAGGACAUGUUUGGGACAUUUUUGCGGGUACUGUUCAAAACCUGUUUCAAAACGAAAUCCUGGCUGAGGAAGAAGAUGCGGAUGUCUACGUUACGGGUGGUUUGUUUUCCGGUAAUACUGACACGAAGUAUUAUUGGGACUUGAGCAGAAAUAUCUAUAGGUUUGUUGCAGGUAUAUUUCCCUUUGAUCAAUUGAAAACAAUUCAUUCUGUCAAUGAACACAUUUCAGCUUCUUCACAUGUUUCAGCCGUCGCUUUCGUUUAUGAGUACAUUGUUAACGUCAAUGAAUAUGGCCACGAUUAA